This is a messenger RNA of Anopheles maculipalpis, 3310 nucleotides long. RefSeq names its product probable ATP-dependent RNA helicase DDX20. The record is from RefSeq and is a predicted model, not a curated record. Gene Ontology annotation, molecular function: RNA helicase activity; ATP binding; RNA binding. Gene Ontology annotation, cellular component: SMN complex. The transcript has 2 exons. The coding region runs from base 11 to 3310 and encodes 1099 amino acids. Gene Ontology annotation, biological process: spliceosomal snRNP assembly. NCBI's taxonomy places the organism in Eukaryota, Metazoa, Arthropoda, Insecta, Diptera, Culicidae.
AGCGGCUAGGAUGGCUGGUCAUAGCUUGAACGAUGACAAAGUGCGCACCGCCGACGCCAUCAUAGACCGGAGUUUGCUGUUCGAGGAGAUGGCAUUGUCGGAACCAGUGAAGCAGGCACUAGCCCGUAACCAUUUUAUACACCCAUCACCCAUACAGGCACGGGCGAUUCCGCUGGCUCGAUGUGAUUUCGAUCUACUGGUGCAAGCGAAAUCGGGCACAGGAAAAACACUCGUCUUUGCCAUCAGCAUCGUGGAAAGGCACGAUCCGGAGGUCGCUUUCCCACAAUCACUGACGAUCGUGCCGGCGCGAGAAAUUGCGGUACAGGUGGAGUCGGUGCUCAAUCGUAUCGGGAGUGAUUUGGGCAACUUCAAGGCACGUUCGUUUAUUGGCGGUAUGGAAAUAAGUGUGGAUCGUAAGAAUCUACAGAACUGCUCCGCUAUCGUCGGUACGCCCGGAAGAAUACUGCAUCUCAUCAAGAGUAACGUGCUAAACACGUCCUACAUCCGCACACUGGUGAUGGACGAAGCAGACACACUACUGCAGGCAAGUAUGCGCGGAGAUAUCGACAAAAUCGUUGCCGCACUGCCGGAAAAGCGACAAACGAUCGUGUGCAGUGCAACGUUCUACAAUAACCGCGACCGUGAGCUGCUACGGUACAUGAACGCAAAGUUUAUCGGUGUAACGCCCAAGCGAGAGGUGCCACUACUUUUCGGCAUAAAGCAAUUCGUCCGGGAACUACCGGCGGAACCGGACAACGUGAAAGAUCUGAUGGCGAAGGUGGGCGUGCUGAAUGAAAUCUUUCAGCAAAUUCAAUUUGCCCAGUGUGUGGUGUUUGCGAACACGAUCGCCAAAGCGGAAACGUACUGCACGUACCUAAAGAAGGCCGGCUGGGCGGCGGAAGUGAUCAACAGCAGUAUGGAGCAACGGUUCCGGUUGAAAGCGAUCGAAGAUUUUCGCUCCUUUCGGGCCCGCGUACUGAUCGCGACGAAUCUGAUCUCGCGCGGUAUCGAUGUGGAGAAUGUUAAUCUUGUGAUCAAUGCAGACGUGCCGAAGGAUAAUGCUACCUAUCUGCACCGAAUAGGGCGUGCCGGGCGGUUCGGUACGAAAGGCAUUGCCGUAACGCUGGUAUCGGGCGUAAAGGAUAUGGAACGGUUCCGGCGCAUUCUGCACGAUAUCGGUGGGAAUGAGAUGUUUGUACUUAAACUACCGCAGGGCCAGCUGGAAAAUGUGUGGCAUUUUGAGGCGUACGGUGAUCGCUACGAGAAGCUGUUCGCUUCGCAAAUGGUACAGGAAAUCCGCGACAAGGAUGCGGAUCAGCUAUUUUUGAAGGCGAUGAAAAUGAUCGGCGAUGAGCUGAAGAAUAAUGGCGACGGUGGUGAACCAUCGGCACGAAGCAAUAACAACGACGACGGGAAGAUGGACGACAGUUUGGAAAAGUCCACAUCGGAUGAGGAAACGGUUGUGGAGCUGGUAGAUGCACCGAAUGCCAUGCUGGAAAAGGCAACUAAUGGGCAUGCGGUAGAGCUGAAUGGGAAUGUGUCCGAGUCGGUUGCGGCAAGCACGGUAGCAAUGGAUGGAUUGUCGAUGUCGAUGGAAAAGCUAAGUCUCGAUCGUGGCCUACAGCCGAACGGUGAUCGAGGUGCCAAAACGAAGCGUCUCGAUUCAUUGAACGGCAACCAGAAGAAACCGGAUGUCAACGAACGGUUGGAAGAAAUGGAUAAUGAUGCAAACAACGACAAUGACGACGACGAUGAUGAUGGAGACGAGGAUAACGAUUCUCCCAAACCGGGACCAUCGAAAAAUGGCGUCAAGCCCGUUCCAUCGUCGCAAGCUGCAACAUUGCGGGGCAAUCUAUCGACCCCGGUACCUGAUAUAGAUGGGACGCAACUGUUGCUGCUUAAGGGUAGCACCAUCACAACCAUCGUCACCCGCAAUGGUGGCGAUGAAUCGGACCUCGAAAGUAGCUCCUCGCUCAGCACGAACGUCACGGAAAAGGUGGAAGUUGGAUCGGACUUUAACGCACAGAUGUCACGGUUAAAUCAAAUACCCGAUCCACGAUUCCGACAGAUCGGUUCCGUCGAUUGUUCCGACAUCGAUCACAGCUCCGACAGCGAAGCAAACGGUGGCGAAUGUCCACCGUUCGAAGCGAACAAUGAUGCACUGUUUGCGAAGAUUAUGGAACAGAAGGAGCUCGGGGUGGAGCAUCCGGAACAUCAGGUGCAGCUCCAUUCGAUCGAUGGAUGUAGUUUGGAGGUGCACGACGAUACGAUCAGCGAUCGGGGUCUAACGCGCAAAUGUUCCGUACCGGAUGUCGUACCGUGCGGUAUAUCGCUCGAUGCUUCGCGGCUCAAUCAUCGUGGCGUGCUGGCGGAAGAGAUCGGUGAGAAUGGAGAGGAAGGGGAGGAGAUUGAGCUAAAUUCCAACACGUGCGGGUCGAAUCGAGGAUCACUGUUUGAGGAGGAGGUGGAGGAUGUUAUACAGGCGAAUCUACCGAAUCGGAUCCGGUUCCAGCAGCAGGAUUCGCUCGAAGUUAACUCGAACACUGUUGGUUCGAACGUGGGCUCAACCCCGGAACCACCGGAAAUGCUGGAUCAACAAUCACUUCCGAUCAUUAACCCGAUCGAAGCCGAUCCUAUUGGACCAAUUGGACCGGAAUGUGCGGCUCACGAUGUGGACGAUAUGAUGGAUGAUGCAAGCUCCUACUCGUCGUACGAUAGUGAUGCGUCCAAUUCAUCCUUUUUCGAUGAUGUCGACCGUGUUUCCGUUGCGUCGGCCAAAUCAACACCCAAAGAGAACGAUGCGCUUGCGUCCGCCGAUCCACUGAUGGGUGGAGUAGCGGCUGUUGCUGGACCGAGCGGUAGUUUGGAGCAGAUAGGAGCUGUUCCUUCGAAUUCAGUUUCGGUAGCCGCCUCACCACAUCUAUUUGCCGUUCCAAGCAUCCCAACGCCACCACUGCUUGUGAGCGGAAUCAUCCCACCGGUGGCCAGCGGUACUGUCGUUGGCGGCGUUAAUCCACCACCGGUGCAACCUAUCAUCGAUGAAGAGCGUUCUACCCGAUCGCCCGCGUUUAUGGCACGGAUGGAAAAUCUUCUACCACCUUUCCUUCCUACAAUGGCACCCGGGGUGGCAGCUGGUGGAGCUGGUGCUUCAACCACGGCACCGCCGAUGCGUAGCGAUGCUCACGCCACCACACUUUACCAUCGAACGUACGCCCUGUGGAGCAAUCAGUACUGGAACCAGCUGACGCAAAUUAACGAUUACGUACGUUUUGCGUCUUAUGCAAGGCGCAAUGCUUACCGAAGUCCUUAA